Acomys russatus (golden spiny mouse) is the source of this 4146-nucleotide messenger RNA. It is a transcript of the gene Cyfip2, whose product is annotated as cytoplasmic FMR1 interacting protein 2. The record is from RefSeq and is a predicted model, not a curated record. Gene Ontology annotation, cellular component: synapse; neuron projection. NCBI's taxonomy places the organism in Eukaryota, Metazoa, Chordata, Mammalia, Rodentia, Muridae. The coding region runs from base 47 to 3883 and encodes 1278 amino acids. Gene Ontology annotation, molecular function: small GTPase binding. The transcript is spliced from 31 exons. Gene Ontology annotation, biological process: regulation of actin filament polymerization; apoptotic process; axon guidance.
UCCUUCUGCUCCUUUACCGUCAGCGUGCAAGGCAGACAUCGCAGCCAUGACCACCCACGUCACUUUGGAAGAUGCCCUGUCCAAUGUGGACCUGCUGGAGGAACUGCCCCUCCCAGACCAGCAGCCAUGCAUCGAGCCGCCGCCAUCCUCCAUCAUGUACCAGGCUAACUUUGACACAAACUUCGAGGACAGGAAUGCAUUUGUCACGGGCAUUGCAAGGUACAUUGAGCAGGCAACGGUCCACUCCAGCAUGAAUGAGAUGUUGGAGGAGGGACACGACUAUGCGGUCAUGCUGUACACCUGGCGCAGCUGCUCCCGGGCCAUCCCGCAGGUGAAAUGCAAUGAACAGCCCAACCGGGUAGAGAUCUACGAGAAGACGGUGGAGGUGCUGGAGCCAGAGGUCACCAAGCUCAUGAAGUUCAUGUACUUUCAGCGCAAGGCCAUCGAGCGCUUCUGUAGUGAGGUGAAAAGGCUGUGUCAUGCUGAACGCAGGAAGGACUUUGUCUCCGAGGCCUACCUGCUGACCCUGGGCAAGUUCAUCAACAUGUUUGCAGUCUUGGAUGAGCUAAAGAACAUGAAGUGCAGCGUCAAGAAUGACCACUCUGCCUACAAGAGAGCGGCCCAGUUCCUGAGGAAGAUGGCAGACCCCCAGUCCAUCCAGGAAUCUCAGAACCUGUCCAUGUUCCUGGCCAAUCACAACAGGAUCACUCAGUGUCUUCACCAGCAACUGGAAGUGAUCCCAGGCUAUGAGGAACUGCUGGCAGACAUUGUCAACAUCUGUGUUGAUUACUAUGAGAAUAAGAUGUACCUGACACCCAGUGAGAAACACAUGCUCCUCAAGGUGAUGGGCUUUGGCCUCUACCUGAUGGAUGGAAAUGUCAGUAACAUUUACAAGCUGGAUGCCAAGAAGAGAAUCAACCUGAGCAAAAUUGAUAAGUUUUUUAAGCAGCUGCAGGUGGUACCCCUUUUCGGCGACAUGCAGAUAGAGCUGGCCAGAUACAUUAAGACCAGUGCUCACUAUGAAGAGAACAAGUCCAAGUGGACUUGCACGCAGAGCAGCAUCAGCCCCCAGUACAACAUCUGCGAGCAGAUGGUUCAGAUCCGGGAUGACCAUAUCCGCUUCAUCUCUGAGCUGGCUCGCUACAGCAACAGUGAGGUGGUGACAGGCUCAGGCCUGGACAGCCAGAAGUCGGAUGAAGAGUACCGGGAGCUUUUUGACUUGGCCUUGAGAGGCCUGCAACUUCUAUCCAAGUGGAGCGCCCAUGUCAUGGAGGUGUACUCCUGGAAGCUGGUCCACCCCACAGACAAAUUCUGCAACAAGGACUGCCCGGGCACAGCGGAAGAGUAUGAGAGAGCCACGCGCUACAAUUACACCAGCGAGGAGAAGUUUGCCUUUGUGGAGGUGAUUGCCAUGAUUAAGGGUCUGCAGGUGCUCAUGGGCAGGAUGGAGAGUGUCUUCAACCAGGCCAUCCGCAACACUAUCUACGCAGCCCUGCAGGAUUUCGCCCAGGUGACGCUGCGGGAGCCGCUGAGGCAAGCUGUGCGCAAGAAAAAGAAUGUCCUCAUCAGUGUCCUGCAGGCAAUUCGCAAGACGAUCUGUGACUGGGAGGGAGGCCGAGAACCCCCCAAUGACCCAUGCUUAAGAGGGGAGAAAGACCCCAAAGGUGGCUUUGACAUCAAGGUGCCCCGACGUGCUGUGGGGCCAUCUAGCACACAGGCCUGCCAGUGGUCCCCGAGGGCUUUGUUUCACCCCACUGGUGGCACACAGGGCCGAAGAGGCUGCCGAUCCCUGCUAUACAUGGUGCGCACCAUGCUCGAGUCGCUCAUCGCAGACAAGAGCGGCUCCAAGAAGACGCUCCGAAGCAGCCUCGAUGGCCCCAUCGUCCUUGCCAUAGAGGACUUCCACAAGCAAUCCUUCUUCUUCACACACUUGCUCAACAUCAGCGAAGCCCUUCAGCAGUGCUGUGACCUCUCCCAGCUCUGGUUCCGAGAAUUCUUCCUGGAGUUAACCAUGGGCCGGCGAAUCCAGUUCCCCAUUGAGAUGUCUAUGCCCUGGAUUCUAACAGACCAUAUCCUGGAAACCAAAGAACCUUCCAUGAUGGAGUACGUCCUCUACCCCUUGGACCUGUACAACGACAGCGCCUACUAUGCCCUCACUAAGUUCAAAAAGCAGUUCCUGUACGACGAGAUCGAAGCCGAGGUGAACCUAUGCUUUGAUCAGUUUGUCUACAAACUGGCGGACCAGAUCUUUGCCUACUACAAAGCCAUGGCCGGCAGUGUCCUGUUGGAUAAACGUUUUCGAGCUGAAUGUAAGAAUUAUGGAGUGAUCAUUCCUUACCCACCAUCCAACCGCUAUGAGACGCUGCUAAAACAGAGACAUGUCCAGCUGCUGGGUAGAUCAAUUGACUUGAACAGACUCAUCACGCAGCGGAUUUCUGCUGCCAUGUACAAAUCCUUGGACCAGGCAAUCAGCCGCUUUGAGAGCGAAGACCUGACUUCCAUUGUGGAGCUAGAGUGGCUGCUGGAGAUUAACCGGCUCACACACCGACUCCUCUGUAAGCACAUGACACUAGACAGCUUUGACGCCAUGUUCCGAGAAGCCAAUCAUAACGUGUCUGCCCCCUAUGGCCGCAUCACCCUGCAUGUCUUCUGGGAGCUGAACUUUGACUUCCUGCCCAACUAUUGCUACAACGGAUCCACAAACCGUUUUGUCCGAACUGCCAUCCCUUUCACCCAGGAGCCACAACGAGAUAAGCCCGCCAACGUCCAGCCUUAUUACCUGUAUGGAUCCAAGCCUCUCAACAUCGCCUACAGCCACAUCUAUAGCUCCUACAGGAACUUUGUGGGCCCCCCUCACUUCAAGACCAUCUGCAGACUGCUGGGCUACCAAGGCAUUGCCGUAGUCAUGGAGGAACUACUGAAAAUUGUCAAGAGCUUGCUCCAAGGCACCAUCCUGCAGUACGUGAAGACGCUGAUAGAAGUGAUGCCUAAGAUAUGCCGUUUGCCUCGGCACGAGUAUGGCUCCCCAGGGAUCUUGGAGUUCUUCCAUCAUCAGCUGAAGGACAUCAUUGAGUACGCAGAACUCAAGACAGACGUGUUCCAGAGCCUCAGAGAGGUGGGCAACGCCAUCCUCUUCUGCCUCCUCAUAGAGCAAGCUCUGUCUCAGGAGGAAGUCUGCGAUCUGCUCCAUGCUGCACCCUUCCAAAACAUCCUGCCCCGAGUCUACAUCAAAGAGGGGGAGCGCCUGGAAGUCCGAAUGAAGCGCCUGGAAGCCAAAUACGCCCCACUUCACCUGGUCCCCCUGAUAGAGCGGCUGGGGACACCUCAGCAAAUCGCCAUCGCUCGGGAGGGUGACCUGCUGACCAAGGAGCGACUCUGCUGUGGCCUGUCCAUGUUCGAGGUCAUCCUGACCCGAAUUCGGAGCUACCUGCAGGACCCUAUCUGGAGGGGCCCGCCACCUACCAAUGGCGUCAUGCAUGUGGAUGAGUGUGUUGAGUUCCACCGGCUGUGGAGCGCCAUGCAGUUUGUCUACUGUAUCCCGGUGGGGACCAACGAGUUCACGGCUGAGCAGUGCUUUGGUGACGGCUUGAACUGGGCUGGCUGCUCCAUCAUCGUCUUGCUGGGCCAGCAGCGGCGCUUUGACCUGUUUGAUUUCUGCUACCAUCUGCUGAAGGUGCAGAGGCAGGACGGGAAGGAUGAAAUCAUCAAGAACGUGCCCCUGAAGAAGAUGGCUGACCGCAUCAGGAAGUACCAGAUCUUGAACAAUGAGGUUUUUGCCAUCCUGAACAAAUACAUGAAGUCCGUGGAGACAGACAGCUCCACCGUGGAGCACGUGCGCUGCUUCCAGCCCCCGAUCCACCAGUCACUGGCCACCACCUGCUAGGCAGAAAGUCCUGCAGACCUUCAACCUAGAGGAGGAGGAGGAGGAGGAGCAGGACUGAGAACACAGUGGUCAGCCUACAGCAGGUCCAGCUGACACUGUAUGGGACUUGCCUGGACAGAAAAGAAACCUUCCCCCAAUACAUCAGCACACUCUCAUGGGCUGGGCUCCUGCAUGUUCUCCCAUGAUACCUCCAUGGUAGGUUUUCCAUAGUGUAAGUGAGAAACAACAGAAACACAGGACAGUGUGUGCUCUUCUUCUUCUUC